This is a messenger RNA of Sturnus vulgaris (Common starling), 2880 nucleotides long. The record is from RefSeq and is a predicted model, not a curated record. Lineage: Eukaryota; Metazoa; Chordata; Aves; Passeriformes; Sturnidae.
GGUCUUGCAGAUGCACUUUUCCCUCUCACACACCCCUCAGGGGUGUGGAUUGCAGACAGAAUCCACUGGAUCUAUCCUGCCUGAGCAUUUGGUAACAGUGUGCCAAAAGUGGAGGUAGAACUCUCUGCUGAGGCAUUUGAAUACUAAUUAGUGGUUUCAAAAGAGGUGAUAUUCUGAUUGGAAAGGAAUUGAAGGUAGACAGGGUUUAUGCUGUCACAGUUUCUGGAAUCAUAACAUUGUUAAGCUCUAGUCCAAAAAUUACAAAGAUGGUAAAUUUCUUUAAAAAUCUGAGCCCAGCACGAAGAAAACAAACAACUUAAAUCAAAGUUCAGAGGGAAAGAGUGAUAAGAAUUUUGAUCUAUAGGAUGUUAUUAUUAUUGGAUGUUGUUUGAAAGCAUGGAUUUGCUCAACAGCUUUGCUUAGGGGACCUGACAGUGCAGUUCUGCUGUUACUUAGUUCAGUGCAGCUUUCUGAAAACUGCUGUCUAAAAUUUCUCAUAAUCUGUGUCCUCAGGAGGCACUGGGGCAAUGCUUUUCAUGAAAACAGUUUGUCAUUUUGGUGCUUUCCAUUAUGAGGAAAUGUGAAGAAGUCAAGAUAUUGCAACAUGCCUAAAAAGAAGACUGGUGCUCGUAAGAAAGCUGAGAACCGUCGGGAACGUGAGAAGCAGAUCAGGGCUUCACGAGCCAACAUAGACUUGGCCAAACAUCCUUGUAAUGCUUCAAUGGAAUGUGAUAAGUGCCAAAGACGACAGAAGAAUAGAGCUUUUUGUUACUUCUGUAAUUCAGUUCAGAAAUUGCCCAUUUGUGCACAAUGUGGAAAAACCAAAUGCAUGAUGAAGUCUUCAGACUGUGUUAUAAAACAUGCUGGUGUGUACAGUACUGGACUAGCUAUGGUGGGUGCAAUCUGUGAUUUCUGUGAAGCCUGGGUGUGCCAUGGGAGGAAGUGUCUCAGCACCCAUGCGUGUAUGUGCCCUCUGGCAGAUGCAGAAUGCAUUGAGUGUGAAAGAAGUGUCUGGGACCACGGAGGCAGAAUAUUUGCCUGCUCUUUUUGCCAUGAUUUCCUCUGUGAAGAUGAUCAGUUUGAACAUCAAGCCAGCUGCCAAGUUUUGGAAGCAGAGACAUUUAAAUGUGUCUCCUGUAACAGGCUGGGGCAGCAUUCCUGCCUGCGUUGUAAGGCUUGUUUUUGUGACGAUCAUGUGAGAAGUAAGGUUUUCAAGCAGGAAAAAGGGAAAAAGCCUCCUUGCCCUAAAUGUGGCCAUGAAACUCAGCAGACAAAGGAUCUGAGCAUGUCAACACGCUCUCUGAAGUUUGGCCGCCAGACUGGAGGAGAAGAUACAGAUGGAGCUUCUGGUUAUGAUGCCUACUGGAAAAACCUUUCCUCCAACAAGAGUGGGGAUGCAGGUGACCGUGAGGAUGAAUAUGAUGAGUAUGAAGCAGAAGAUGAUGAUGAAGAUGACAAUGAUGAGCGAGGGAAAGAUUCAGAUUCUGAGGCCACGGAUGUGUUCAGCAAUUUGAAUUUAGGAAGGACCUAUGCUAGUGGGUAUGCACAUUAUGAGGAAUCAGAAGAUUAAGCUUAGUAUGCUGGCAAGCUAAAAACAUUUGGAAGGAGCCAAGCAAUGCUUCACUGAGUUGUGUACAUGCCAGUAGGAUAGCUCUAUCAGGUACUUACAUAUCAGAGUUAGAGAGUAAAGAGUGUGAGACUUCUGCAGUAACUCCAAAGGACAUUUUUCUUGAGAUGAACUGAUGAUGGGUUUGGGACUGGGGGAGAAUAUAGGGAUAUUUUUAUUCCCCUAAACAGAACGGUUUUGUCCUUGAGUUACUCAGUAUGUAUGGUUCAAUGCCACUUUCUCCUAUCAACACAGGAAUGUGGGAAAGCUGUAGAACUUGCUUCCAUUUGCCCACCAGAAAUUAAGUUAUUUUUUACAAUAAUUUUGUUAACUGAUUUCGUACAUUAAUGCAGUGGUGGGUUUGUGGCUGCAUCUUUUUGGUCUGCACAAUAAAAGUCAACUGCAUUCUCUAAUGAACUGUCAUAAAUAUUGAUCUCCCUUGAAUAGUAGGAAAGCAGGUUGUAUACAAAGUGUAAAUUGACACUGAAAUUACUUCCUUGUUUAUGUCAGUAUGGCAGAUCAAUGUAGUUCUCUGUGUAUUUGCACAUCACCUUUUCAGUACUUUUAUUAUUAGAUAUUAAUUGAUGGGGCUGUGUAUAGUCACUGUAAGAGCACCCCAGGUAAUCAAAGCUUUUCUGGAAAUAAAAUGUUGGUAUCCUCUCUGCCACAAAAAUCUGUAAGGCAGUUUCUCAUUAGAUGAAAAGGAGACUUCUGGUUUCUUCUGUACCUAGCCUUCAACUCUUUUCCUUGCAUAUGUUAAAAACAACAAAAAAAAAAAAGAUAGGAAAGAACGUCGUGUAUGAACUGAGAAGGAGAAAACAUGGAGGGUUCAAAAUGCUGGGUCCAAAUUCUGUUCUAUGCAAGCUUGCCAGUACAAGGCAAAUGAUCAGCACUUCUGAGCUGAGAAGGUGACACCUGCAGAAGUGUUUGCAGUGGUUCUGAUUUGAAAGGGAACAUGUUAAUUACCCAUCUACAGAUCCAAGUGAUGGCAUUUAUUUUCCCUCUGUAGGGGAAUGUUUUACAGCAGACAGAUCAUGAUACAAGGGCAGCCACCUAAAGUGUUGCUCCAGCUUUCUAAAUGCCACGCUUUAAUGCAAAAGAGCCCUUUUUGUUACCUGUCAAAUACUGAACUGAUUAUAUCAUUACCUGCUUUUGUGGUGUUUCUCUACUCUUUCUUAACAGCUAAAGGUCAUGUGUUGGCAGAGCAUACCCUAUUGAGAAUCGUUUUUAAUGAUGUUAGGAUUGCCAAAUUAACAUUUCAUAGCAAAACAGGA